Messenger RNA from Rhododendron vialii, 1763 nucleotides. Its product is annotated as small GTPase LIP1-like. The transcript is spliced from 9 exons. Gene Ontology annotation, cellular component: endomembrane system. Gene Ontology annotation, molecular function: GTPase activity. NCBI's taxonomy places the organism in Eukaryota, Viridiplantae, Streptophyta, Magnoliopsida, Ericales, Ericaceae. The coding region runs from base 78 to 1148 and encodes 356 amino acids. The record is from RefSeq and is a predicted model, not a curated record. Gene Ontology annotation, biological process: intracellular protein transport.
UUUCCUUUUAGAAUUUAGACCCGCCUUUUUAAUUCCGGUACUCGCGCAAAGGCGGGUGGCUAACCAAAUAAACUGCCAUGUUCACGCUCUUAUUGCGCGUGAACACCACGUUCACGUCAUCGGAUCUCGAUCCUCUGCAUUCCUCCAGGAUUUUGGCACAAAACAUGUUUUGGAGGGAACGAGAGGAGGAGAAGAAAGAGGUGAACGGUGGAACCGCCUGCGGGCAGGUCCGAGUGCUUGUUGUUGGAGAUUCAGGAGUGGGGAAAACUUCUCUGGUACAUUUGAUUCUGAAAGGUUCUUCCAUUUAUAGUCCUUCUCAAACCAUUGGGUGUACAGUUAGUGUAAAGCACACAACUUAUGGGAAUUCUGGUAGCUCUUCAAAUAGCAUCAAAGGUGACGGUGAUAGGAAUUUCUUUGUUGAACUUUGGGAUGUGUCUGGACAUGAUCGGUACAAGGAUUGCAGGUCCCUCUUCUAUUCACAUAUCAAUGGUGUUAUUUUUGUUCACGAUCUAUCUCAGCGAAGGACAAAAACAAGCUUGCAGAAGUGGGCGGUAGAGAUAGCAGCAACUGGGACGUUUUCUGUCCCUUUAGGAUCUGGAGGUCCAGGUGGCCUACCUAUCCCUUACAUUGUGAUUGGCAAUAAAGCCGAUAUUGCUGCAAAAGAUGGCACAAGAGGAAGCAGUGGCAAUCUUGUUGAUGCUGCGCGCCAUUGGGUUGAGAAGCAGGGUUUGCUUCCAUCAAGUGAGGAACUUCCAUUGACUGAGAGUUUUCCUGGCAGUGGAGGCCUUGUAGCGGCUGCCAAAGGGGCAAGAUAUGACAAAGAAGCUGUGAUGAAAUUUUUUCGAAUGUUGAUCAGGAGGAGAUAUUUUUCAGAUGACUUACCUGCACCAAAUUCAUGGUCUACCCCAGGUCAAAGACUAUUGCAGCGAUCAAGUGAUAAUUUUAGCAAUGAAGAUCAAGUGUACAAGAGUACAAGUUUAACUGGCGAUCCGUAUGAGUACAAUGUUCUUCCUCCUCUCCCUGCUCAAUGCAAUCUCACGCCACCUCCCACGCUUUAUCCACAGCGACCAAUGUUAACACCUGAGGACAAUAACAUUCCAAGAUUUGCAUUGGCAGUCUCCCAGGAGAUUGGAAGCGCCAGAUCUUAGCGUUCUAAUAUUAAUGUCUAAAGAUUUUCAUCAUUCUUAUUGCUGGAAACAAGAGUCCUUUCUCCUCAUAGCGAGGUAAACGGCAUCUCUCGCAGAGCAACUACUGCUGUACCUUUUAUACUCAUAUUUCUCUAUUCAGGACAUAUCUCUUGAAAAACUGGCAAUCGCCUCAUCUUUCUCAGACCAUAUAGAACACUUUCUAUGUGUUGAUCAACAAUGUCUCCAAACUUUUCAUGCAUUGUCUUCUUACCGUGUUGUAAUGUUUCUGCAUUAGAUGGGGCGGCUGCAUUCACGGUUAGAGAGGGUGGAAGUGGGAUUAUCCCUUCCAUGACCGGCGACCAAGUUUCCUCUCUCCUCUCUGUUGCUCGUGGUGGCCUGGAUUCUGUGCGGUUGCUUUGGCCGCUCUUGCUUUGUUUGGUUCUUUUUGCCAUUGUUGUGCCCUUCUGCGGCAUGGACAUCCUUUUGUGCUUUUAAGAGAUUAAUCUGUUCAUCCAACCACAGAGUAAAUACUAAUCCAACUGAGUAAGACUUGUAACCUUUUUUUUUUUUUUCCCUGCAAUACUAAUUCAAAAGGUUGUAUUCCCUCUUUAAUACAAAGUUGUUGCAAUUGGUUAA